This is a messenger RNA of Synchiropus splendidus (mandarinfish), 18856 nucleotides long. RefSeq lists its product as uncharacterized. The coding region runs from base 10319 to 12955 and encodes 878 amino acids. The record is from RefSeq and is a predicted model, not a curated record. Gene Ontology annotation, molecular function: MAP kinase tyrosine/serine/threonine phosphatase activity; protein tyrosine/threonine phosphatase activity. Gene Ontology annotation, biological process: negative regulation of JUN kinase activity; protein dephosphorylation. Lineage: Eukaryota; Metazoa; Chordata; Actinopteri; Syngnathiformes; Callionymidae. The transcript has 5 exons. Gene Ontology annotation, cellular component: cytoplasm; cytosol.
CAACAAAUUUGGUUGUUUUUUUUUUUUUUUCAUGUUUUAUUAUUUGGAGCACCAUGACUUAUAUUUCAUUAUCAUCCAUCAUUUGGUGAUAGCACAUAAAAACUUGGUCCAUCUGCAACUUUCACAUCAUGAGCCCAGCUGAACAGCCUAGGCAAGUAAAUCUGUUGGGGAUGUCAUAUGAGCAACUACAUACUUUUUUUUUUUUUUUUUUUCUGGAGGAUUUCAUUCACUAUUUUUUUGUAAUCGAGCAUUGGUUCGAUAUUCACAUUGUCCCAUACCAUUCACAAAGAAUAUGAAAUAGCAACAGUUCAUAACACAUUUGGGAUACGCAGAAUAUUCAGCCACUUAGUCGAGCAACCCAAUCCACCAUUUGCGAAGUCCACCGCUUCAGCAGUGACAGCACCGUUUGCUGUGUAAUGUUUUCAGGGGAGGAUCAGCGAUGAUGAUGUUAUUGGGAAUAUGUUAGUAACAUGACCACUUACCAGCAGAGCGACUGAGCUGACGGCAAUGGCUUGACGACAGUGAUAUUGAGUGUAACAUUUUACUUUGCACCAAUAUACUGUGCAACAGUUUUACAGCCCGUUACAUGGUAAUUCAGUUGUAUUCACCAUGAUUUUAUGUACGGUUUAAAGAUGUUGAUGCUGCUAUACAGAUGUCAUUGUCAGCUUCAGGGACACAUUUUGCUCCAAGAUUAUUAAACUGUAAUGUCAAUAAAUCAUCCUUUUGGUUAAUGAUUAUUUCCUCUCCAUCCACUGUGACUGAUGUCACCAGAAGCCAACCAACUUAUAACCUAACUUACAUGAAUCCUGGUUCUGUUGUAAAUCAUAAAUGCAGGUUACAAGUUUGCCUCAGAGUGUUCAGACCGCUGAAGUCACACUCACCAAACUGAGCGGUCUCAGCCUUUAUUUAACCAGGGAUUAAACACAGAUUUGCUCUUUAUUGACCACAGACACAUUCGAAUGAUGAAGACAACAAACACUCGCUCACUAUUGUACAUUUGUUGUGUGAGUCUCAGCGAUCGUGCAAUGCGAUCCAUCGACAUACUGAACCCAGCCCUUCUAUCUCCAUGGUGACAAGAGAAGUCGACUCAGCUACGCCAUUGUUCUACCUUUGGUAUCAGUCUGUUCAGCUCAGUGCAGGAACGUGCUAACUAGGCAUGUCCCGAUAUCGAUACCAGCAUCUCACACAGAUACUGGUCUAUUACAAGUACAGCGUGACAGCACCCCAUGUCCACUACAGUGUGCCCUCGCUUUAUUCUGCAGAUUCAGUGCAUCACAGGUUUUUACAGGGCUGUCCACUUUCACGCCGAUGAGGGUGGCUGCAGACUUGCCCUUUCUCAUUUGACAAAUACAGUCCCCAGUGCAUGGCGUGCCUCUGCCCUGCUUUAAAACGCCAAUUUUUUACUGUGCUCCACUCAGCACUAAGGAUCUCUCAGACUGGAAAUAUCCCAAGAAAAGUAAUGUGAAUUGGACAUUAUUCGCAUUUUACUGUGAAAGAGAUCCACCUGUGAGAUUGCUGACUGAUUCAUGGCCCGCUUCAGCUUUGACAGAAAGGACUCUUUUUUUUUUUUUUUCGUGAUCAUGGUUUUAAAUAUGUUUAUUUCAAGAAAACACUCCAUCAUGACCUGAGUAGUAACAGAGACUCUGAUUUUGUUGUUCUGUGUUAUGAGGCUUCAGAGCACACCACACACAAUGGGGCAACCUUACGUAUUAGAUCAAGAAUAAAGAAGGGAAAAUUGUACAUGUUAAACCAGUAGGUAGUACCAGGAUCUUCUGUGUUAUAUAUAUAUAAGCAUAUGCAGAGAUGGCACAGGCUAAACCUGAAAUGUUGAAAGUGAAAUUUAUUCAGGGAACAUGUACUGAACAAAACAAAACAAAACAAAACAGUUGAAGCACUUGUAUCUGCAAGUACUAGUACUUACAAUAGUACUCGUACUCAGUCAGCCAAAAAGUGCUGUCAGCACGUCCCUAGUGCUAUCGAUGCUGUACUGUUGCUGCAUGGGCGUCGAGUGAGUCACUUGACAUUCCACUAACAAGCUAGGAACCAUGCACAUUGUGAUGUCAUUCACAUCACACUCUUGACAUAUUUUCUAGGCCAUAUUUAUUCUCGGGGUUCAUCUUUUGUGGAUGUACUUGUUUUUAGUAAGGGUGGGAUUCGAUUAAAAAAAUUAAUCUAGUUAAUUAGAGAAUUUGAGAUUAAUUAAUCUCAAUUAAUCGCAGUUUAAUGGUUUAAGAAUAUUUGCACCAAGAAGCUACAUUUUUCAAUUUGAGUGAAUUUGGUAUAUUACUGAAUCAAAUGAUGGACCCAUACAUACAGUUAUACAACAAAAUAUUGUUUAUUUUGCAUCAGUUUGACAAUAGCACAAUAAAUCACAAUUGUGGCUAUAUUCAAGUUUUUAUAUCACCUUAUUUAAACUAAAGCUCUUUUAAAGUCUUGAAAAUAUUUGGAUAAGAAUUUCAAUUUUAUAAGAAUUUCAAGUACAUUCAGAGUAGUGGAAACCCGGGCCAUUGUGUAGUGAAAAACCUCCCUGCUUUCGUUUACUUUUGUUCAGGGAUUCCUCCAUGUUUGUUGUUGUUGUUAUCAUCCUAGCUGCCACGUGUCUUGUGCAUCAGUGGGAUCAGUGGACCAGGAACUCCUGCACUUACAAAGGUUCCCUGUUGUCUGGAGAGCAAACUGUUCAAUUAAAUUAAAUUAUGUUUUGUUAUUGUUGGUGUUGUACUUAAUUAAUCGUAAUAAUGUUGUAAUUAAUUAAUCGUAAUGAACUUGCUAAAGGCCCACCACUAGUAUUUAGUUUACUAUAAAAAAUAAAGAAGAAUGAAAACAGAAAACCUCCAUUUGAAACUGCGUAGCAACAGCAUCAGAAGGUGUCGGCCUUGACUCAUUCUAUUGUUGCCUAGCUACAUGAUUAAACUUAACAUAACAAGGUUCUCCAGACAUUUUUUACACAUUGCAGACUACUAAACAAUGUGAUGUAUUAAUUAUGCAACCAUCACAAUUACUGUCUGCUUCCUGCAUUAAUAAAGAACAUUUAUUUGAAACACUUGUAUCCAAAAUUGUCUGCUCCCACAGAUACUUUUGAACAAGCCUGUAGCUGGUGGGGGUUAUUUUUUGCUGAAAAGUACUAAGAAGUACCUUUGCACUUUGCUAGUCCGGAUCAUCUGUCCUGUCUUAUUUGUGCUUUUUGUUUUUUUCAUACUUGUGAACAGUGUUGAGCUGUUAGAAACUUCCCAUGUUAGCAGCUCAUGCAUCCAAAAACAGAGAAACACACUAUGGUGUGAAUGAAGCAGUUCUGUGAGCUUGGUGAAAAAAGAAGUCAAACACUCUGAGAUUGACGUGUGAUCACAAGAUUUCAUGCCAACCACUGACCAUGGCAGUGUGCUUUUUUAAACCCCCUCACUUCAUCCUUUAAAGCUCUCCUCUUAUCUUUAUCCGUCCGACGCCUCAAAUCUUUUCUUCUAGCUGCUUUUGUCAGCCUCUAUUCUUAGCAGUCAGUCUUUUUUUAGCGUUUAUCCUCGUUCCAUGGUCUCCUUCAUUCAGAUCUGCCUGAACAUUUCAGUCGUGAGUCUUUAAUUUGUGACUAGAUGGAAGCAGUUCACAGCAUCUUUUACUGUGAGUCCUUGAAUUAUGUGACCCUCUGCAAGAAUCGUGGAGUUACUCGAAAUAAACAUGCAUAAUUGCAUAAUGCCUUUGCCCUUGGAGAUGUGGAUUAUGGAUUAUAUGUAUUCUCACGGUCAUAUCUGCUGUCAUGUGGAGAGACGAAGUGUCUCCACGUUCACCAUCAUGCUGCUCCGUGAUUGGCCUGCUCACGUUGUCGCCUCCAUCACGUUCUGUCUGCUGACUGUGGAAAACAAGUGAUGUGAUGGUUUUGACCUCCUUGCAGUUGCCUGCAGUGUGAUGAGACAAAGCAGAGAGCAAGAAACAGCCACCAACACCCAUGGCAUCAUUCCGGAUUCAAAGAAAAUGUUGAAGCGAGAAGCUCAACCCUCCACGUUAAGUAACCCAAGUCCAGCAGUGUAAUUCAGACACCGCACUACUGAGCUUGUUUAUGAGAACCGAAGACGCAUCAUUGAUCCUACAAGGAAAUUCACUUGUGAAGAGUGUUGCAGCACAUGAAGGAAACUACUGUAUAUAGGUCAAAUUGCCUUUUACCAGAAAAGUUUGUGAUUACUUUUCAAAACAAUUGUAAUUUAACUCCAGGAAAUCAAAUUAAAAUAAGUGUUUACCCACAGUUUGGUUGGUAUAAAAGAGAGCAAGAGCUCUUAAAAAAGAGCAAGAUACUUUUAAAAAAUGUAGUAUCAUUGCUUUGUCUGUCACUGUCACACUUUCACUUGUUCCUUGAUCCAUAUCUGGCCUUCAAAUAGAAGUCGCCAUGUGUAAAGGAGGCUGUAGUUACUCCUCUGCCUCCCACAGGUCUGAUGUCAGUGUUAAGCGACACCACAGUGGGUUUGUUGUUGUUAUUUGCCUUGUUUCACUCUGAAGUCAAAUCCUGAUGAACCUGAUACCUCGUGCUGCUCAGCUCGCGGAUUUGCCUCGAUAUCAGCAGCAGAGGCUGAAAAUGCUUUCAUCUUGUAAACACAAAAGCGGGCGUCAUCAGUUCCAGUGAAGGGUAGGAUUGACAGAGGUGGUCAGUGGGUCGUGCAGUCCAAUCCUGCUCAACAACGAAAACACAACCAGAAUAGCGCUGUCCGAUGCGUCGAUAUAAUAAUAGUAUUGUCAAUAUUGAUCCCUACAGGAGCUCUUUUAUUUAUCAUUUGUGCUGAAUUACCUUGUUCUAACCCGUGUUUUAAAGCAAGCCGCCAAUGCUCUGCAGCCAUCAAAUGUAUUACCUGUAUGAUUCCUAUGUUCACAAACUAAAGUGUAGAAAAUAUUUUUUAUAUAUUGUGCAGUAUUCACCAUUAAUAAAGGUGCCAGCUUUGACUUACUACUUUUAUUUUAAGGGUGCUCCAGCAGGAUCUAUGGUAUAAUGCAUUGUGGCAAACCCUCAUUACUCCAAAGAAAAGCAUAAAUGCAUUAUUACUGUUGUUGUUCGAUUUCAUGCAUUGAAGCAUUAUCAAGGCUAAGGAAAAAUGUUGAGAAAUACAUAUUGUACAUCAUGGCACAUCCUAAAAAUAUGGAUGUAUCGAUGACAUGCCAUAUGUUGCUAAAAUGUGGGUUUUGUAUUUGGUUCCUCCUACUCCUGAGCCAUGUUAAGGUUUACCAGAAUAUUUCGUUUCUCAGGAUUCGUCCUACUCAGGUAUUGUGGCUUUGACUUCAGAUGUAUAAAGUGACGAUGAAAAUUGUUUUCAACAAUCUUAACUCUCCUUUAAAUCUACCACAUUUUGUCAUUGAGGGAUUAACUAGGAGGACCUGAUUUGAGAUACUUUUCAAAAGUCAUAAAAAAUAAGUCAUUGAUUUUUGUAUACUCAUGAGAAUAUGUUUCAUUUUUGUGCGUCUCAAAACAUAUAUCGCUCCUCAAACAGAAACCUUCAGAUUCUCUGGUACCAACAGGGGAGACGUCUUUCCACACGAAACAGGGUUGUUCGUCUUGGAACUGGCCUCUUUCUCAUCUCUGUUCUUGGAGCAGCACUGGAUUAGCGCCUUUUGAUCAGGUCAGCUCUCGCCUUUCUGUAGGAUCUGUCUCUUGCCCUCAUUACUGAAUCCCUGCCGCAGCGUAGAGCCCAGGCACUGCUGUUAAACCAGGGUUAAUGGGACAGUGGAUAGAAAAUAGCUUGGAACCCCUGGUUCAUGCAGCCGACUUGUUUGCCUGCUGCAGACCUCUUGCCACCAAUGGUCUGUUCUUGUUGGUGUUUCUUUUCCGGGUACAAAUCAGACCGUCGCUGUUUAAGUCUGAUAACUUUGGUGGAUUUAUCAAUGAAAUUUGGAAGGUAUCAUCUGUCAUGUGAGUUCGGAGACAUUUUACUGCCUAGUUUUCUAUUGUAACUUGUUCUGUGGUUCGCAAUAAAAUGUAAUGAAGCCACAGCCACUACUGGCCGGCCAAACCAAUUUUACUUUAGUGGACUUGUAGGAGUACUCAUCCUCAAAUGAGACCUGGAUUAUAGGUUUUACAUUUGUGUUAGAUUGGAGCCUGAUUUAUGUAGAGAUGUUCAAUUGCCAUUUAUUUUAAGCAUGACUAACUUUGAGCCUUUGGUUUUCAUGGAACGUUUGUCCAAGAAAUAAUAAUAAUAACCACUCAGAUUUGCUUUCAUUCUUUUUUUGUUUGCACAGUAAAACACCACAUGCUCACACACCCAUUUUUGCAGUCAAAUAAUUUUGUUUACAAAAGUACUGAGGUGAAAUUGUUUUUUUUGUUACAUAUUCUUUACACCUACAGGGUCUAAAGUAACUGAAUUGACUCUUUUACAACAGACUGUAUCUGUUUAAUUUGAAUUUAUUGCUCACGAACAGGAUUAUCAUGAAGAUACAGUUUAAAACUGUUUUAUUGAAAUAAAAACAACAUUAAUUUGACAGUAUAUUGUAUACUUUAUCAACUUUUUUGAGACUUAGCUGAUUAAAUGAACAGCCACUCUUUAACAAUAACUGGACAUGCAGACGUGCAGCACACACACAAAAAGACAGAAAUCUAGAAGUUCGUUAUUUAAAAAAAUAUAUAUAACAAUAAUAAUGCUCCAAUUAAUGUCCCUUCGUCUACUGAAAAUGUAUUCAACUAAAGCUUUCAAGCUGAGAACUGUACUGGACCUUAGUUCUGUGUACUAGUAUUAGAAGUUGGAAUUGUACUCAUAGUCAGUAUGGAGUCAGCUCUACAUGCAAACCCCAUGUUGACUCUCAUCUUUGUAAUCUCUCCUGUCAUUUCCAACAUGGACAUGCUGCCAAAACAAAGCAUGCUGACAUGUUUAACGACAACCAAGUUUUUUUCCUGUUGGUCCUUGUUCCAACUCCCCACUGCACUGUUUUAGUUGCAACCCAUUCUCACUCCUCAGGCAUCAAAUAGCAACAAUCCUCAAGUGACUUUUGCGUCCAAUGCUGAGGCCAAUGUUAGCUGUCCCUGUUGCAUGAAAAACAAUCGGGAACUCAUCACUGCUUCAAUUUUUAUGUCACUUGGUAUAUAUAGCACCUCAUGUGGCUCUUCUCCUUAUUGAUGUGCCGUGACUGAAAUGCACAUUUGUUGUUUGAGGUGCUCUAUAUACCAAGUGAACAUGCACUAGGCCCAGCCUCUGGCUCUGUUUUAUACAUGAUGCACUGCCCACGGCGUCAGGCUAUGUUGCAGAAGGUGGAACACGUGGUUCACUUGAAAGCCUAAUGCAUCAACAAGUAACGCUUAAAGCUGACUUCAGUGUCAACAUAGGACACAAAAGUCACUUGAAGUCAGUCACCAUUUCAUGCCUUGAGAGUGAGAAUUCCUGACAAUCGCUGUGUUUCUCAAGUGGCUGUCUGGUUUUGCCUGGAAGGCUUCAGGACCAACUAUCAGUUUGCAUGUAAGGUAGAGUUUCCUUUGAGAUUAGCGUUAUUUAUUGAGGUUGUCUUCUUAAAACAAAGCGUCACAUAACGUGAUUUAGACAAGUUGCUCUUAUUUGAGUGACAGGGGAUGAACAUGAGGUAUCAAAAAUGUUCUGUUGUGUUCGACGUGUGCACUCCAGAGGUUGAAGGCUACUUGGUGUUAUAUAAACAAUGAAUAAUUCAUUAAUGUUGCUUGCAAACCUAAGCCGACACUUUGAGUAUGUUCAGUGAAAAUUGGUGAUUUAUGUUGCUGCCCUAACUGGGCCACUGAGACAACGGAUUUGCAGUCUGUCUUCUGUAUCUUUAAUGUUUGUACUGACUGCAGGAGGAUGAAAGUACCUGCUUUUGCUCCACUCAGAAGACAAAACAAGAAGCCAAACUAGAAUGAAGUAAAACAUAGCGAUAUGAAUAUAUGUCAAAAAAUAUAAAAGCCGCAUUUGUUGUUUAUUCAAUAAACUAAUAACUCCAUAAGCAACAACCAUUCAUUGCUGUGACAGUUUUUGAAUUUGUUUGAUGGCAGCACAUGAAUAAUGGCCCUAUUAGGCGGCCACAUUGAAGUUAGGGAGGCUGCUACCUUGGAAGGCACAUGAAUGACGGUUUGUUCUCUUCAUUUGCAUUUCUUUGUUUUCCAACCUCAUGCCAUUUGUUCUCCCCUUAGAUCUUCAGGACCACACUACAAUGAUGAUAUAGUGUUUCCCCAUCCAUGAACCAGUCCAAAAGAAAAACAUCAGUAGGUGCUCAAUAUGUACUAACUAUAUAUCUAUAUCUAUAUCUACAUAUAGAUAUAGAUUUAUAAAUAAAACGCAGCCAUACAAGAAGUGAUAGAGAAGCAGAAGGGAAUGUUCUGUCAUUCACUUUGAAUUGGUGACAUCAAAAAGCCGUGCCGCACCACCAGGCUAGUUCAUAUGGAAACCCUGUCAUACGCUUGUCAAAGUCUCAGUUUCGUAUUAGAAAGACUCCAACCAGACGGCCACAGUUUGGUUAGUCCUGAAAUGACAGUAUGAGUAUCCAAUCACAGGACGCGUACAAGUCACGUUCAACGCCAGCUAGAAGGUCUCGCUUUCCCUAACUCGUGAUCCAACUGGCUGUCGCAACUAUCCGUCAACUGUAUGUGUCCGUUCCUCUGAGGGCACCUGCGCCUGCACUGUUGCUGCUGAAGGCCGUGACGACAGCUGAAUUCUGAUUGGAUAAAAACUCUAACCUGGAAAAACAACACUGGGAUAUACUAUGACAUGAGUAUGAUUAUUAUAUAUACUAUAUAUAAUAUAUAUUUUGGAAAAAUACAUUAAAAAUGAAAUUCACUUUUGUCAUUACAGGCCAACCUCUCAUUCAAUGUGUUUUCUUCAUUUCAAUGACACCGAUUUACAUUGUACAUUUUCACUGAAGGCAUUAAAACUAUGAAUGAAUUAACACAUAUGGAAUUAUACAGUAAACAAAGAAGUGUCCUUUUUUUUCUUUGCUACAUAAUUCCAUAUAUCCUGUGUCAUAUAUGUAUCUACAAUGCAGAAAAUAGUGGAAAUAACAAAAAAAAAAAAAAACAGAAUCAGAAGGUGUGUGUUAAGAAUGAGAAUAUUUGCCACAAGAAACCACAUUUUUCAAUUUGAAUGAACUUGGUAUAUUACUGAACCAAAUGAUGGAUCCUACAUACAUUUAAACAACAAAAUAUUGUUGAUUUUGUUGUCAGUUUGACAAUAGCACAAUAAAUCACGAUGGUGACUAUAUUCAAGUUUUUAUAUCACCUUAUUUAAACUAAAGCUCUUUUCAUGUCUAGAAAAUAUUUGUAUAAGAAUUUCAAUUUGAUAAGAAUGUCAAGUACAUUCAGAGUAGUGGAAACCCUGGCCAUUGUGUAGUGAAAAACAUCCAUGAACUAAAGCAAACAGAUGCUUUUGUUUGCUUUUGUUCAGGGAUUUCUCCAUGUUUGUUGUUAUCAUCCUAGCUGCCACGUGUCUUGAGAACAAACUGUUAAAUUAAAGUAAAUUAAAAAAUUAAAAUUAAAAAAAGAAAAUACGAGAAAAGUUCAUGGUUAGUCUGCAGUGGUUAAAAUGUAUCAUGAAAAUAGUUAAAUUAAAUUAAAUAAUGAAAAUAAUUGGUAAAACUCAAAUCGCUCGAUUAAUGUAUCCCAAUCAUUGCAGCAGAAAACGCCUUCUCUUUGAUUAAACAAGAAAACCAAUACAAUACCAAAUGAAAAUGUGGAUGGAUGGGCUGAAUGUAAACAUCUAAUCACGUGAAAAAGAGAAAACUACUGUUGAGCACCUGUAUAAGGCUCCUCCGCCUCUUGUUCUUGUGUGGGGUCAUGGAGUGCCUCUCUCUACACGGGGUCUUGGUUUGGUUCUGGUUUACAAUGUGGCCUUCUCCUAUGAAUGUAUUUCCAUGUGUUCCCAUUUUUUAAGGUCACAUGAUACGAUCUGUGUUGUCAAAAGAGCUCCUCAAUGAUUCAAGUACAGUUGGUUGGCAAAGCAAGUGAGUGAGUGAGUGAGUGGAAUGGCCACUGGCCGCCCUUCAGUUUACAGUGUGUGAAAGAAAAAAUGAUCAGAGUGAUAGUGACUUCCACCAUGAUAAAUCUGGGUCAAUGUAACCCCCACCCCCUCCACCACAGGCAAGGCUGAACCAGGAAAAAAGAGACCAGGACAGCAUCAGCAGAUUCAAGCAUGGGGACAUUUAAGAACAAUUUGCCUUUUUUCUGGGUCGGUAUCACUGUUGUGUUGGGACUGUAGGCUUCCCCCCAUGUUUAUUGUAACGUCUUUCUAUCUUCCCGUGUGGUUGGUAUUCUUGCCCACCAUCAGUGUCCCCAGGUCCCAACCCUGCUAGUCUCCUCUCUCUGUCGUCUACAGUGAAACUACGAAGGAUGUAGUUAAUCUGCAAGUGCAACUUUGCAUAAACCCAGAUGCCUCCCCUCCCUCUUGACGAGCGCAUCGUGGUCAUUCAGCGCCCCAAAAAUCUCAGCCUAUGCGAGACCUCCCCUCAAGGUGCCCCGCAGCACUCUUCACAAAUUUCAACAUCUUCCAAUGGACAAGUGGCCCGCGCUGCUCAUUUCCAUGCACCGUCGUCCCACUUCUACUCGCCCGCCACCAAAUCUCUCAGUUUGGAAUGUAAGCGGCGGUCCCUCCGUGCCCACAGACCCCCGGCCGAGACGCUGGUUCCCCCCGCCGGGGUCAGACAUACGCCUAGCCACUGCCACAGCAAUGGAACUGUGACAUUAGGGCCACGACUGCCUUCCCACACACAUAAUAUCGAUAUCAGGGUUUCAGUGGACAGAGGGGGUCGAGUACGGGGGUUCAGCAACUCACUUGGGCGAGGUGGGACUGCGAAAGCUGGAAGGGACAGAUGUACUUACUCACAGUUUGACCAAGGACUUCAUGAGAGAAGAAGUGUAUCAGCAGGAAGACCAUCCGGGCCAGAGCACAAGACACAAAAAAGUCGAUUCAGUCAGCCAUUGUCUUCUCCUUCUGGGAUUCUGCAGUUUGUACCACCGCAGGUGCAGCAGUACAAGCUAUGGGGUGACAAGGAGAAGGAGAACACAGGUUUCGCUAACAAAAGUGACAGUGAAUUUGCCUCAUUGAGUCAAAGGAAGCAUUCUAAACUGGGACCAUCUUUUCAAAGCCAUACCUCUCACAGUGUUCCCUUCAACCAAACCUCACUUCCUGUCCCGCAUGCUGCUAUCCUAAACUCUAGCUACCCCUCCCCACCAAAACCGAAUCCCUCACAUGUUCCUGUAGCAUUUCAGAGUCUUGACCAACCUCGUCCAUCUCGUCCCAGGGAUCAGCGUCCACACGUCCUCCAUGGUCUGCCUUUGUCCCCUUGUACCUCUCACACGGGACGUUUCCCCAGCCCAGACCACACCUGCACAGUGGACUGCAGUAGCCCACUGGGCUGCGGUUGCUGGAGGUUGGUGAGAUGCAAAAGCAGUAAGAGCCAGUCAGCUAGCUACCACGGAGGAAGCUCUUUCAACAAAGAUUCCUGUUCUCGCAAUGCUGCAGCAUUAAAGAGAGGAGGCAAAGAGAUGGGCCUGAGGAAUCUGGGCGGGUGUCUCUCCACCACCUCCACCACCAACACCUCCUCCUCUAACAGCACUGUGUCUGACUGCCGUGCCACUCUCUUUAAACCCCUGCGCUGCGCCUCCUGCUCUGGUGAUGCUGGUAACUUUGAAAGCCCCACUGUUCUUCGUAAGCGACUUGUUGGCGGAUGUCUUCCAUGCACACCUCUGUCCUCCUCUGCCCCUCUACAGGCUAUACAGAGUUGUGUUUCUGGCUGUAAUCCUAAAGCAUCCCAGACCAGCAGCUCUACCUGCAGCUACUGCAGCAGUGACCCAAUUGUGGUGACCUUUAACCCUCGCAGGGUCAAGACCCCUGGCAGGAGUGGCACUCAUUCAAUGGGUAUGUUUCAAGCUGAUGACGACGACUACAGUGUAAGAACUAUCUGGCCUGAAGAACUGGCAAAGAAGAUGAGCCUAUCAGAAUCCCAGAAGAAUCACUGUGCAGGGAUCGGGAUGGGAGUCGGUAAAACGUCAGCUCUUCAGGCCCCAAAUGGCAACAGUUUCUUGCUAGACUGUCAGACCCUCCAACACUACACCCCGUCACAGCUAAUGGACCAUGCAGGUCGAAGGCGGCUUCAACAAGGCAAAAUGGCUGCCCUGGAUUUCAUGGGCUGCAAAUCCGGUUACAGCGACGGUCGCAACUCACUACAGAGGCUGUUGAAUAAAGCUGAGCAUUCAGGAAUCAGUGAUCCUCUUGAGCAAAACAGAGAGGCUUCAUAUCGGCGUUCCCCGUCACCAGGCACCGCCUCGCCCCCAUCACCUGUAUCAUUUUCACCCCCACCGUCUGCGCCGACUACACUCAUCAAGCCCAAACCAUGGCAGAGGGACAGAGACGGGGGUCAUUCCCUGCCCUCCGCACAGUCGCUGCACCUGGCGCUGAACUCGCUUAACAGAGAUCAGGAUGAAGAGAAGAGUCGAAUGCACCUCUCGUUGCCGCUGUCUUCUUCGUUGCCUGCGUCUCUUUCCGACGAGUCUUUGAUGACCCCUGAUGCCGAGAACGCUGUGGUCAGUCCUAUCCUGCCCUUCCUCUAUUUGGGAAAUGAGAGAGACGCCCAAGACCUGGACCUACUGAGGCACCUCAACAUAGGCUAUGUUGUCAAUGUGACGACGCAUCUGCCGCUCUACCAUGUCAAGUCUGGACUGCGAUACAAGCGACUGCCUGCUACUGACAACAGCAAGCAAAAUCUUCGACAGUACUUUGAGGAAGUGUUCGAGUUUAUAGAGGAGGCAUAUCAGAGUGGAAAGGGGGUGCUGGUGCACUGCCAGGCCGGUGUUUCCCGUUCUGCCACCAUCGUCAUCGCCUACUUGAUGAAGCACACACUCAUGACAAUGACAGAUGCCUACAAAUACGUCCGGAGCCGCCGUCCAGUGGUUUCUCCCAACCUCAACUUCAUGGGCCAGCUGCUGGAAUUCGAGCGCGACCUCAACUCUGGGGUGACCCCUCGUAUCCUCAUGCCUAAACUUAGCGGUGUGGAAACACAAGUGUGACCGUACUCGUGGGAGCAGAAGUGGGGUUUACUGUGUUUCUCGUGGAACUGCAGGAUUUGAUCUUUAUCCCCGAAAGAAUAACGUGCCAAUAUUUGUAUAGAAGUUAUCGUACUCUGAUGCCUCUUUUCCCUUUUGUACCCUUGCAGUCAGACAUACUGUCUGUGUCAAAAGCGACACAGGUUUUCCGGACACGUAGCAACUCACGGGUUAAUGCUAUGCACUUUACUGCCCAUGCAUUUAAUGACUCUACUGUGUAAAUCUGCCAUGAGCUCCAGAAGUCAGUAGUUUCUUUUUGUACUGAUCAUCGUUUGCGACUUGAAUAUUCACAUGGUUAGAAGUUUUGGUGAGUUCAUUUUCUUUUAAAAACUUAUGGAGGUUAUUCCUCAUGUUACAAAACAGUCCCAAAACGUUCCUUCCAACCCACUCACUGUGUUCUUCUAUAGGUAGGUCGGCCUUCUGAAUUCCUAACCCAUUUGGUGAUCUCAUUGUUGAACGUUGGCAGGUUGUUCGGAAAAUACAUCGUCUGAGAAUCCUAGACUUCCCUUUCGCCAGCAACUUUAUCCAUUUCUCAAAAUAUUUCUCAUCUCAAGAAGAAGUUUAUUUCAAUCCAACGUAGUACAUUCAACAUCUCUUCCAUUUCACCCUGAUCUGAGGAAUCGAAAAGAAGCAACGAAAAAUACAUCCAAUAAUCGCUGCCCGUUUUUAUAUGCUUUUUUUCCCCCUUUUUAGGUGUUUCCAGAGUCCUGUUACUAAACUUAAGUGUAGAUUAUGAGAUGGAGGAAUUGUACACAUGCUGAUCAUGCUUUAACAAUCAGAGUGAAUAGUUCCGCUAUUUCACUCUGACAUUACAAUUCUUUGUUUCUUAUGUGUUGACUCCAGAAGGUCUCUGAAGUCAUUACUCAUUCUUGCUCAUCUUCCAGUGGUCGACUGGUGGGCCUGAAAUUCAGGUAGAGUUCCACAUUACCAUCUUGAAACCGACCUCUCAGCCUCACAGGGAAGAGAAUACAUGCAUCGGGCUUCAUUUCUGGGAACUUUCUAAUUUCUCAUCGCCGUGGUCUUGUUCCCCGUCUUGCUGAGUCGAUAACAAAUUCCUCUUUGGAUCCAACCUCCUCCUUGAUAAGGCUGUCUGUGAAGAGCCGGAGAUCUUCAGCCUCCAUGUCUUCUGGCAUUGAAUCAUGUUGUUGGCUUCCAAGCAGGCGAUUCUCAGCUGAUGAGUUCUUUUUUUUUUUCAAAUUUGGACCCUUGACAUUUGUUUGUGGACGCAUUGUUUCUUCAUUUUUUGUUCUUAAAUUCCAGUUCUUCCAUUGCUUUUACUUAAGGUCUGGUGAGAUCUCUACUCAGAGGUCUUUUUUAAAUUCACACCUGUGUUUUGGCGUCUUCCUCCCGUUGUCUCUUCUCUGACUCAAUGCUUACUUGAGAACUUCCCUGUGGUCUGACAUUGUAGCCUUUAUUCGCAUUUCUUCCUCAGUUUCAUCAAUUUGAAAUCGAAUGAAUUUCUCCAAACCCUCUAUUUUUGCUGUGAUACACUUCAUUACCUCGGACUCAAUGGUUUCGCCCAACUGACUUCCUGCUCUCGGCAGUGUCUUUGAUGUUUUUGUGCUUUUUCAGCAUACUUACGAUGACUCAUUAUUCUCUGCUCAGCCGAUUCUGUUCUUCGGAGUUUCAAGCAGUCCCUCCUACCUCAGUUUCUGAAUGGUUGUGCCCGUUCUUUUUGGGCAGUAUGCCUGGUUUUUCCAUUCAGGAGCUCUGGCUUUUCGUUGCCUGGUACCUUUGACACUGUGUCGCUUACGUUUUUCCACAAGGACCUAGUUAUUUUUAUUAUUAUGAUUAUUAUUAUUACCUACGACUCCUACUUGGAGUGAGAUCUUGACAGACAGAGCAGACAGAGUGGUGAACGUUCUCACCUGACCUCCAACCCUGGUCAUCUGUGGAGAACAUUCUGACCCACUAUGGAACCCUUCAUCCUAUUGGACAUUACACAUUAAACCAUCCAUUUCCAUCAUCUCAGAUCUCUCUGGACAUUUAUAUGACACACACCUCCCUUGGAGUUCCAUCUUACCAUGUGCUGUGCUGUUUCAUAAGUAGGAUCAAUUUACCCAUUCAUUUUGAGUUUACGUCGUAUUUCACCUCAGUUCCAUCAAUUUCUCUAAAAUUUUCAAUGUUCCAAGCCUUUGGAUUUCCAGUUCCUCCUGGUAUAGUAUUUAAAGAUCAUGAGCACGGCCCACAAUGCAUUGUGACAUCAUGUGAUCUUUAGAGCCCUAGGAGCAGUGAACACUCCAAAACUCACUGUUAGACAGCUAAUACCAUUUUACUCUCUGUCACAUUGUAGUUUAUGACAAACCUGUUAAGAGUCGUAUCUUGUAAAAAGAGAACAACCAGUAGUUAAUCUUGAAAUGCGUCCUUGCUAAUAAGACUGUCAAUCCUUUGCCUGUGAGCCCUUAAGCAGUCUGACUGUCCCCUCUUGACUAUGCAUGCUUAUCGAAGACUCCAUUUGGAAAGAUUCACUGUGAGCUCCUUCACUAUUGUUGAACCUAACGAGGCCUUCAAUCCAUUUUAGCACCUGUUGACCCAAAACCCAAAUGCUUUUGUACAAAGUAGAGAAGUUUUCGAGUCCAUAUUUCUUUAUUUCCAUGCAUUUUAUAGGGAGAUCACUUCAUUAUUAUGUUCCACGGAACGUGUUUUUUAGAGAGGUUGGAGACAAACAACAGAUUGUGAUCUGCGCAAUUUGCCCCAAAUGGAGUUUAACUGAAGUACAAGGAGAUUUGUCGAUGAGCUAGAACCACGAUUCUCUCUUAGCAACUCACCAAGUCUCAUGGGAAGGCUACAGUAAAGAUGUGGCAUGGAUCUAUUCAGAUCUGGCCAGAAGGAAGACGUAGAUCUGCUCAGAUUUAGACGGGAAGAACCUCAAAUAUUAGCAAGCAUUUAUUACAUUUGCAAGCUUCAGUCUUAUUAAUUUCACUUCAAAUGACCAAGAGAAAACGAAUAUUCAAUCCACCGUAUAUUUAGUGGCAAAUUUUCUCAGUAUUUUUAGUCAUACAUUUUAUUUUAUUCCAUCUUAUGGGAGGGAAUGUUCCAGAGCAGUCAAAUCAGAAUCCAGAUGUUGAGAUGGAAAGCUAUUGAUGAAAAACUGGACAGGAAGUCAAACAGAGAUUUGGACAACAAAAUUGAAUCUGAACCUUUCUUUCUUAGUUUUGUUAAAAUAAAGUCACAAGAAAGCACUAAACAGUAAUGAUACAUUUCACUGAACACAUUUUCUUCGGACCGCGUGUUAAGAAAUGGUUGUUGUCUUCCAUCUUGGCAACAGUGCUUCAUUGCUGACACGCUCACUGUCACUGUAUCAACCUCAGCGUACAGCAGUCCCUCCUUUACCUCUCACCUUUCAUUUGACUGCCGAGCCUUAAACCUGCUGUACAGUCCCUGUCUCACUGUGAACCCGUCACCAUGGAAACCAAGGAACAUUGCCUGUUGACUUUUAUGCAAAAUGGAACGCGUCGCAGCUGACCUCGCGGAAUCGAGUGGCUAUUGCUUCAGCAGAACACCUGUGUGAUCAGAAACUCCUGCUUGUGUUUUUGCAGAGACUUGGGAGGACUUGUCUAUAAUGUUCUAUUCUUUUUUCUGGGAUUGUCAAUAUCUGUGUAUUACUAAUGUGUGGGAAACAAAAUGUAACCAGGUUUUUUAAUCAGUGUGCUAUUUAUUGUUACCAAAAAUGAGGCCGAGUGAGAGAGAUGACGCCGUGGUAAUGGGGUGUGAAUCUUCCGGUCGGACCAUCAUUGUAACAAUGUGCUGUUGGAACCAUGCACUGCUUCCUAAACUCUCCUUUUUUUGGUUCUUCACCAAAGUGAUAUGUUCCUAUUGUUGCAUCUGGUUCUUGUGUUUAGGCAAUGUUUGAACUUUUCCGUGCCGACUGUACUCUUUUGAGAUGCGCUGUGACUCACACAAUGCUGCUAUAUCACUCAGACUUUCAUGAAUUUGUCACGUUUAUCAGUGUGACUCUGAAUAGGCUGAUAUUGUGAACGUGCAUUCGAGGCGUCAGGCUUAUCUAUUCUCACAGCUGUGGACUUGCUCCGUCAAAAAAAAUAGAGACAAUAGUAGCGCUGAGGUUUUUCAGGGCCCAUUUUAAUUACGUUCCUGCUGCUUCCAUUCAAAACCUGAAUUGCGUCCUUUGCUUCGUGAAGAGCUUUGUUUCUGACAGAUGUGAGGAAUGAGGAGCGUCAUUCAGCACCACAAUUAUUAUAAGCCAUAAGCGCAACACUUACCUGAGAAGGAGAGGCAUGUGUUUACUCUGCACAUUGUUUAUCUUACUGCACUCAGUUGCUUGGCUUCUAACAGAAAACUUGCUUUUUCACGCAAAUUCCUGCAGUUGAGCUAACAGACACAACUGGUGAAAAUAAAUCAUACAAUUCAGGCUGAAAGGUGGUGCACCAUUUCUGCAGAACAACAGGAACAUGUUUGUGUUUCUGUCCGGUCACGUUUGUCAAAUCUGUCCAUGUUAUACCUGGAGUUAUGUAAGUGGUCUCAUAGCGAUUGAAAUAGAGUGAAACAAUUUCUGCGUUUUUAAAGCAUUAGUUUGAAUAUAAUAUGACACAACUGCGAGUUGAGCUAGUUCAACUGUACUUUUUUCAAACAUAUAUUCCAAUUCGGAGGUUUACAUUUUCAGAUAAGUUGCUAAUUUCUGAUGCCAACUUAUAUAUUUGGGUCUCAAAACGCUACCUGCAUCUUAGUUGAGCUCUGUAACUUCUCCGACUCAGUCCAACAGCCCCUGUAGCAGGACGGUUCUCUGUCAUGCGUGAAGUUGACCCUGUUACAUGGCGGGUGCUGAUCUACUGAAGUUCUUCAAUGCGCAAAACACGUGCUAAUUUGGUCAUGCAUCAAUUUUGCUCAUGAAAACGCACAAAAUGAUUAAUCAAAGGUUUUUGUCUUUCAUGUAUUUUACAAAUCCUGCGAAGUGUGCUGCUAUGAAUAUACAAUUUGUGGUGUUGAAGAAAGACAUUCAUUUCUAUAGCACGCUAAUCCGAUAGCUAAAUCAACAUUCUAUUCCUUUCAAAACAAAUGUCCAAGGUUCAUUUUGUGUUGUGUAAAAAAAAAAAAAAACAAUGAAAGAUAAUGUGGAGAUAACUUUAUUUUCACCCUUGUUUUAAAGUAUUUUUUUGUCAACAGAUGUGUGGGUUAAUGAGAGCCCCCGCAAAUAAUGCUAGUUUGCUGCAUCAGUUGUGACAUGGAGUUUUAGCAAAUCUCAUAGCUAUAAUCUCACAGGCCAAAUUAUAAUCUCUGGUUGAUAUCUAAUUAACCAACCACUAUUGGUCUAUUGAUUUUUCAGGAUUGUUAUUGUAAAAAAAAAGGGUCAUGAACUUGCAGCUCAUGACUGGAGCUCUGUGUUUAUUUCAAACUAUGACUGUGUAUAUUUUCAAACAGAUCUAACCGAGGCCUUUAAGUCAGCAAACUUUUGUAUGAAGUAGCAUUUAGGAUACAACUCAAUAUAAUCCGAUCAUGCAGCGCCACUCACUGUAUUUUAUAAAUCAUGUAGCACAACAUCUGUUAUGCAAAGUUUCAAUCCUAAAAUUGCUUUAAGUUUGAGCUUCCAUCGCUUCCCAGUGUAAAGCUGUUGCUGGCCUCCCAUGUGGGCGGAGACAUGUUGACUAUAUAUGCGUGUAAAUGGAUUGCUGGUGAAACACACAGUUCCGUGGAAACUCGGCAGAAACUGCAGUGGAUGGAUAGAGCUGGACUUCUCUGCCAAUGUGGCAGGUACAGAAAACACACUGCUCUCUGGCCGCGGCGGCCGUGUCACAUGGUGUUACCAUGGUAACAGCUGACUAUUAUGCUUCUGAAGGCUGGAUGACGAUUCUGUUCUUCACAUGAACUGUAAACUGCAGUCACUGGUUCUUUGGACAAAUAAAGCAUUUC